CUUGUGCGCCACCUUCCACAUCUCUAACGGUAACCCCCCGCUAGGCUCACCCUGUCCCGUUUGUGACCCCACAGAUACACCUCAGACCCGUCUGUCAGCGGGCUUUACGUCAGUCUGACGUCGUUCUACCACCAACGUCUCUUUGGGCCGUCAGUAUGAUGUCGCUCUACCGUCAACCUGACGCCACUCUACGGCAGGGCGCGCAGGCAGACGCAGCUGAACCGUCAGUCUGACUCCGCUGAGCUGUCAGUGUCCUCUGACGUUCUACCGUCAGUCUGACGUUGCUCGCUUGACGCUUACUGUCAGUGAUGUCUGACGUCCCCGGCCGGCGUCCUGACGUGCCGGUGGCCGGUGGCAGACCUCCCAGGAGGAUGGAGGUCCUGCUGGAGCGACAGCUGGAGGUGGAGCGACGCCUGACCAAACUAGAGGAGCGGCGUCGGGAGCUCCAGAAGCGGGUCGAUCAGGAGACGCUCACCCCCGAGCAGCGGCUGGAUCAGGUGCGACGCAGGAACGCCGCGAUAAGAAAGAGAGCUGAAGACAUGGAGUCCAGAGCUCGACUGGCCAGCAUGAACCCGAUAUUUUUCCAGUUGGACGAUAUGAAACGUGACUUCUUGGCCUGGGCUUAUAUCCGGACGGAGCGGCACAAGGAGAGGGGCCGUAAAACGUAGGAAGUCGUCUAGCGAUAAGCGAAUUAAGGUUAUACCUACUUUUCGAAAUAAAGUGGAUUUUGUCAUCAUUUGUCAUAUUAUCAUUUGUCAUCAACGUCAUUACGGAGCGAGCGAAGCGA
This is a messenger RNA of Amphibalanus amphitrite, 787 nucleotides long. RefSeq lists its product as uncharacterized. The record is from RefSeq and is a predicted model, not a curated record. NCBI's taxonomy places the organism in Eukaryota, Metazoa, Arthropoda, Thecostraca, Balanomorpha, Balanidae. Bases 309 to 668 code for a protein of 119 amino acids. The transcript is spliced from 3 exons.